CAAGAUGUCAAGUGGAAUUGGAAGAUAUCCUGCUACUAAGUGUUUUCGCGGUGGGCAGGUGUUAUUUUGCGUGAAAUUUCUGUAAUUGUGCGUUGUCGCCUGCAAAGAACGGGAAAACAGUCGCCGAGAGACCAAGUAUGUUUUGUAAAAGUUCACUAUGGAAAAAUUUCCAUUAAAAGGUGGGAACUCGAGUGCGGUGACCGGGAACAGCUACAACACGUCCUAUCAGGCGGUUAUCAAGAAGUCAAACGGACAUCAACAUCCGCUACAACCCACAACAACUACAACAUCGCUUACGACGGUGAAUGACGAUGAAAUGAUUGACAUAAUUUCUUCGAGAAACGGAUCAAACGAAGGAUACACAUCGGCACCAAUGGCAGGAAAUGACGAAAGACCGCCACCUCCGACGCAUAGUGCAUUCGGUGGUGGCGAUUACCACGAUCCAGAAGAAGAUGUUCGUAUUAGAUUCAUCAGUGAUAAUGGAGGAGCAGUGUCAUUUUACGCAUCUCAAGAAGUUCACGAUGACAUCCCCGGGAUCGGACAGUACGAAGAUUUUCACACAAUAGACUGGCAAAGAGACAUUGCACGCGAUCGAAUGCGACAUAGAUACAUUGUUAAAAAACGUCAAGAUUCACUGUGCGAUUUUAUCAAGGGAGCGCAUGAUGCCUGGUCUGGAUGGGUUUGCGUCCUGCUGGUAGGGUUGGCCGCAGGGUGUUUUGCCGGUGUUAUUGACAUUGGCGCAAGUUGGAUGGCUGACUUGAAGUUUGGUAUUUGUCCUCAAGCGUUCUGGUUUAACCGAGAACAAUGUUGUUGGUCGUCAAAGGAAACAACAUUCGAAGUAGGAAACUGUUCACAGUGGCGAACGUGGCCUGAAAUAUUCGGACAAUCGCGAUUCGGAGCAGGUUCAUAUAUACUAUCAUAUCUAUUUUAUAUUCUUUGGGCGGUAUUAUUUGCUGCCCUGAGCGCAUUGUUGGUACGGAUGUUUGCGCCAUAUGCAUGUGGUUCGGGUAUACCCGAAAUCAAAACUAUCCUGUCCGGCUUUAUUAUUCGGGGAUAUCUGGGCAAGUGGACACUUAUCAUAAAAUCCAUAGGCUUAAUGCUGUCCGUAUCGGCUGGUCUAUGUCUGGGCAAAGAAGGUCCAAUGGUUCAUAUUGCCAGUUGUAUAGGAAAUAUUUUAUCAUACCUGUUCCCGAAAUAUGGUAGAAAUGAAGCGAAAAAGCGAGAAAUAUUAUCAGCAGCGGCAGCAGCUGGUGUAUCGGUUGCUUUUGGUGCACCAAUCGGUGGAGUGCUUUUCAGUUUGGAGGAAGUCUCGUAUUAUUUCCCCCUGAAAACUUUGUGGCGGUCGUUCUUCUGCGCAUUGAUUGCAGCAUUCAUAUUGCGGUCGAUUAAUCCAUUUGGAAACGAGCAUUCUGUCCUGUUUUUCGUUGAAUAUACUAAGCCUUGGAUCUUCUUUGAACUGGUUCCAUUUGUGGCACUAGGAAUAAUGGGGGGAAUCGUUGGCACCGUUUUCAUCAAAGCUAAUCUUUGGUGGUGCCGUUUCAGGAAAUCUAGUAAAUUGGGUCAAUAUCCCGUUACCGAAGUUCUAGUCGUUGUGAUUGUUACUGCGGUCAUUUCGUAUCCAAAUCCAUACACUCGAAUGAAUAUGAGCGAGCUUAUACACUUGCUAUUCAGUCAGUGUGGGAUAUCCAACAAUGAUCCAUUAUGUGACUACAACCGAAAUUUCACAGAUGUAAAUAAAGCCAUAGAAAUUGCGGCAGCGGGUCCAGGAGUAUACAGGGCAAUUUGGCUACUUAUUCUUGCAUUUAUUUUAAAGUUGGCAUUAACUAUUUUUACAUUCGGCAUGAAAGUGCCAUGUGGACUGUUUAUUCCGUCUCUUUGUUUGGGAGCGAUCAUGGGGAGAAUUGUUGGCAUAGGUGUCGAACAAUUGGCGUAUAAAUACCCACAAAUUUGGAUAUUCUCUGGGGAAUGUUUGACAGGUGAUAAUUGUAUUACGCCUGGCUUAUAUGCUGUUGUGGGUGCGGCCGCUGUUUUAGGCGGGGUGACACGCAUGACUGUUUCACUUGUAGUUAUAAUGUUUGAGCUGACAGGCGGUGUACGCUAUAUUGUACCUCUAAUGGCUGCUGCGAUGGCAUCAAAAUGGGUUGGUGAUGCCUUGGAUAGACAAGGUAUUUACGAUGCCCACAUAGCGCUUAAUGGUUAUCCGUUCCUGGACAGUAAAGAAGAAUUUUCUCACACGACAUUAGCGGCAGAUGUCAUGCAGCCAAAACGAAAUGGAACACUAUCCGUGAUAACUCAGGAUUCUAUGACUGUGGACGAUAUUGACUCCUUACUGAAAGAAACUGAGCACAAUGGCUACCCAGUCGUAGUGUCCAAAGAAAGUCAAUAUUUAGUAGGAUUUGUACUUCGACGAGAUCUGAAUUUAGCGAUUGCUAAUGCAAAACGCAUGAUAGAUGGAAUAAGUGGCCAAUCAAUAGUUUUAUUUACAUCAGUAUCACCUGUUCAGAAUCUUGGUCCUCCACCUCUUAAAUUGAAAAUGAUAUUAGACAUGGCGCCAAUAACUGUCACCGAUCAAACUCCGAUGGAAACUGUUGUCGAUAUGUUUAGGAAAUUAGGUCUACGCCAAACUUUAGUUACACAUAAUGGACGAUUGCUGGGUGUGAUCACGAAGAAAGAUGUAUUACGACAUGUGAAACAAAUGGAUAACGAAGAUCCAAGCACUGUUUUAUUCAAUUAAUGGCUGAUCAAUGGAGCGCAGUGCGCACUAGAGCACUUUCAUCAAUGGCAACAAAGCAAAAGAUUAUUAUUUAUUUAUGUAGCCCAAAUUGUUUACUUUUUACAUUAGUCUAAUUGUAUUAUUAUCAUUGUGUCUAUUUUAUAUAUUAUUAUACAUUACAUUGUUAUUAUCUGUCCAAAAUGUUUUAUAUAUUCAGAAUUAAGAGCAAAUAGAAUGAAUGUACUAAUCCUUUCCAGAGUGAUAUUAUCUGUAUUCAAUUGACUACUUAUUUUUCUGACCUUUUUCAAUUUGCAUGUUAGAAUUUGCUCAGGUUAAAAUGAUAUCCGCACUCGCGGAGAUGUGUUUAAUGAAACGAAAACAUGCAGCCAGUAUACCCAGCAUUAAGGCGAAUUUCUGUAGCCCUAGAAUAGGAAGGCAUGAGCAAAAGGAACUAGGGAGAAGUUCCAAAACCUGUUUUCCGACUGAAAAUUCUUUCCGACUGAUUGUACCGGAGAAAGCAUCUGUUUUGGCGAAAGCCACAUAGAAUAUUUGCUGUAUUUUUUUCAUUUUCGCGAAUCUCAGUUGUAUCAAUCUUAAUUUGACGCGUCAAACGAAUUUUAGAAUGGAAAACACUCGAUUAUUGAGAUAUAUGUUAGGCUAUUGCUUGAGUUGUAAAUGAUCGAUUUGGUAUGAAAAAUAUAAAGAAUAAAGUAAAGUAUUUAUUCAAUUGUAACAUAUGGAGAUAUAAUAAAAAAGAUAUAAAUAAUCGUA
Messenger RNA from Hermetia illucens (black soldier fly), 3484 nucleotides. RefSeq names its product H(+)/Cl(-) exchange transporter 5 (gene ClC-c). Lineage: Eukaryota; Metazoa; Arthropoda; Insecta; Diptera; Stratiomyidae. Gene Ontology annotation, biological process: transmembrane transport; chloride transport. The coding region runs from base 158 to 2734 and encodes 858 amino acids. The record is from RefSeq and is a predicted model, not a curated record. Gene Ontology annotation, molecular function: voltage-gated chloride channel activity. Gene Ontology annotation, cellular component: Golgi apparatus; synaptic vesicle; membrane. The transcript has 15 exons.